Molecule: messenger RNA, 6332 nt
Organism: Cyanistes caeruleus (blue tit)
Lineage: Eukaryota; Metazoa; Chordata; Aves; Passeriformes; Paridae
Source: RefSeq, a predicted model, not a curated record
GCGCCGGCCUUGUGCCGCUCCGUGCACUGGUUCCGCCGCGGGCUGCGGCUCCACGACAACCCGGCGCUGCAGGAAGCGCUGCGGGACGCCACGUCCCUCCGCUGCAUCUAUAUCCUGGACCCGUGGUUCGCAGCCUCCUCCGCCGUGGGCAUCAACCGCUGGCGAUUUCUUCUCCAGUCCCUGGAAGAUCUGGACAACAGUUUAAGGAAACUGAACUCUCGCUUGUUUGUUGUGCGAGGGCAGCCAACAGAUGUCUUCCCAAGACUCUUUAAAGAAUGGGGAGUCACUCGUCUCACCUUUGAAUAUGACUCGGAGCCGUUUGGAAAGGAGAGGGAUGCAGCCAUCGUCAAACUGGCCAAGGAGGCGGGUGUGGAGGUGGUGAUAGAGAACUCCCACACCCUCUAUGACCUGGACAGGUACGGGGAGAGGAAGGGCAGACAUGCUGGCUGGGCUGAGCUGGGAUUGUCUUGUCUGCAAAGACUUCAGUCUUCCAUUACACUGAUCACUGUCAUCCUGAGUGAGCCUAUAAGGAUUACUCUGCACACUCCACUUUUGAUUAGAACACGUCAAAGUGCUGACAGUGACGUGAAUGUACAGAAAGGUGUUGCCUCAAGCUUAUUAAAACUCUGUACUUGAGUUUAAUUUAAUUUGCUCAGCUGUGUCCUAUUGAUUGCUCUCCUUGAGCAUGUCCUCAGUGUAUGGACUGCUUUUUUUCUGCUUCAUUGUAAUAAAGGUAGUUGAGCUGUUGUCUCAAACAGGUUAUGAAAGCAGGGCUUUUAACCGAUGGAUGUGUCAGGACAGCUGGAAGAAAUAAAACAAGGUAGAUUGGGACAAACUUUCCUUUUUCUAAAACCUGAAUGCUUUGUCUUUGUUGUGUAUUGCUGUGUUUGUUGUUUUGAUGUUGAAUUUUAUAUGUUUACUUAUAUGUAUAAUCUCUCUAUAUCUAUGUGAUUUUAAACGGUGGUGACAGUCUUUCAGCUAAGACUCUAAGGUAUGCUUGACUGCAAAGUCAGUACAGUGUUUCAGUACUAUUCUUACAGGUAGCUUUCUUUUUUUCUUCCCUCCCCUUUUUUUUCCCCUUUUCUUUCUGUGUGACUAGUACCAGUAAUGCUGAUUGUAGAUUUUUCUCCUAUAAAUCUUUAACAUCCAUAAUUUCCUAUGUGAAGAAGCUUUGCAAUGAGCAAAUACUUUGUGAAGAUGUUUGUCUCUGGAGUGAGAAGGAUUCUUGCACCUGUCUCGUGAGUGGGUGCUGCUUUCUCAUUCUGCAUUAGGUGACAAUGUUUAUUACCAAUGUUUAUUACAUCCUCACCUCUUCAAUGUCAACAGCCAUCACAUUCUUUUUCAUGUCACCUAUGUCUUUUCCAAAGUGGAGGGUUUCAGGUGGAAUCUGUUCUAAAUCUCUUGUAAGUUUUAUCACCUUUCUUUAUACUUCUGGGUAUUUCUAGAGAUGGAGAGCAGUGGUGAAAAUGGUGACUAGUGUGCAAGAUGCAGAACCAACAUGGAUUUUUAGAGUGCUAUAAUGUGUCUUGUCUUUUCCUAACAGUCAGUAGCAUUAUUUCUGCUUUUUCCUGAGUGCUGCUAAAUAUUAAACCGAUGUCUCAGGGCUUCCUUCCAGAAUGGUCACAGCUAUUUGAGAGGCUGCUACUGUAUAAAUAAAUUUAGGAUUGCAUAGCUAUGCAUAUGGAGAAACAACAUGACCAACACUGCAAUUUCAUCUGAUAUUUUUGGCAGCUGGUUAUGUGGCAUACAGGGAAAUUUUUAAGUUUCCUUUUAUCUUUGGCUAUCCCAGAUAGCUUAUUGCGUCAGUAAACUUAAUCAUCAUGCUCUUUUUUGUCCCUUCCCAAUACUUUGUAAAAAAUAUUAAGCAGCACAAGCCCUAGCUCAGCUCUGUCUAGGAUUUUUCUUCCUGUUGGAAAAAUAGAUUCCUUCUCUAAUUCUGUGUAUCAAAGAAUUUUCUGUCUGCGUGGACUCUUUUCUUUAUAGCAAAUUAUUGUGGUUUCUUUAAUUUUUUUCAGUGAGGGAUCUAGUCAGAUGGCAUCUCAAAAUGCACGUAGUAUAUAUCAAGUAAAUCUGCCUUGCCCCAGGCUCAAAUGUUUCUAAUAGAUUUUCAGGCACAUCUUCCCUUUUAUCAAGGCCAAAUUAACCCUCCAGCAUAUUGCAUAUAUCCAUGCAUUCACUGUUUCCAUAAGUAUUUUCUACCCAUCUGCUUAAUGCUCAUAUCAGUAUAUUCAUUUGUCCCUCUGAUGUCCCUGAAAUGCUUUCACAAUCUGGAGUUGUAUUUACUUUAUUUUUUCCCUCAUAGUAUUUUUUAUAUUUCAUGCAGCAGCUAUUAGUUUGUGUAUUUCGUGAUGUCCUUUACAAUUUCUGGGUGAAUAUUUGGUGACCCUGGCAAGAUUUUCAAGCAUAGCCUUGUUUUAUGGCACUUUUUCCUGGUCUCCCAAUAUGUCACUUCAUCUGAUACAUUUUUUGAAAAAAAUAAAAACCCAAGAGUCAUAACUUCCCUAGAUACCUCCAUAGUGAAUACACCUGCAAAAAUAUACGCAGGGGUUUCCUUGUGCUGUUACAGUCUCUCCUUUCUUUAAUAAGCUGAUCACCUCUUUGUCCUAUAAAUAUUCUGGAGUAUCUGUAAAGGGGAUGUUUUUGGUUGGUUUUUUUUUGCACUACUUACACCUUUUUUUUAAAAGGUUUCUCAAGCUUUCAUUUAGAUUAGGAGGUGCAAGAAGGCUGUGGUUUUUUAUUUAACCUACCAAAGUUUGGUAGGUUUCUAUCAUUGUCUUAAUUUUUCCAGAAGAUUCUGCCUCUGUUGUCUUAGCUGAUGCUAUUCUUUAAUUGUUUUGACUCUUGUGAUCUUUCUGGAAUACUUUCUCACAUCUGUAUGGUAUUGUUGCUCCUGGAAGGGUGUUAAAUUGAUGCAUGCUAAAGUCACAGAGCAGGCAAGUGAUAACUAACAUUUUCAGCUACAUCUUAGCACUAAGACUAAAUCAUGAAUUGACACUCCUUGUGGGUUCCUGAUUUCUUAUUCCAUGGAGCAGUCAUUUAUGGCAACUAGAAAACUGGGUUUUGUCAGGUGAUGGGGUGCGAUAGAUACCCAGUCUGUGUGGAUGCACUUGAAGUCUCCAAUUACUUUGACAUUUCUUGGUUCUUGGCAUCUCUGAGAUUUCUCAGCAGGUGGUAAUAUAGCUUUAAUACUGUAUUUCUUGUGGAAAUCCCAGAGAAUCUCCCCCUCCAGCUGUGUUAUCCAGACAUCUAACUCAGGGUAUGCCUUUUCCUCUGCUCACCCUAAUGUUUUUCCUACAUAAUCAGCAGGUGGUAAUAAUACCUGGUGGUGGCAUCCUACUUCUCAUCUUUCUUUAAUCAGAUUCCUGACAAGAUUGUCAGCCCAGUUUCAAACAAUUUAGACUCAUCUUUCACUCCUACAUAAAUGGAUCCAGCACUUCUCUUGUGCCCUGCAGUGUAUUCCUGGUACCACCCCCACCAGCUCCUUUUAAACUUUUGCCAAGAGCCUGCUCAGUUAACUUGUGAAUUAGACCAGUUUUACGCAGUAGGAAGAUUACAAUGUGCCCCUUGUUGGCACUGCCAGCAUAGUUGUGUGAUUAUUCAGAGCAUCUUUCACAUCUUCUUCCCCAAAACAAGAAGAGGUGUAUAGAAAAUGAACAUCAGUGCUGAAAAAUACUCCUAAGAAAAUCUGGGAAUUCCCAGUCAAGAUUAGCCAUGUUCAGAUUGCUGAAGCCAGACAGAAAAGAUAAUCUCUUGGGUAUCAUUUUAGCCUGCUCAUAAGCCUUUAGUUGACAGUUAUUCUGUCUGACAACUUCCAGGUGACAGGUUGUUUUGUCUGUUGCCUAGAUCUGCCUGUUUUCUCCUCCUUAGGAUCGAAAUUCUUUGUAGUGUGUUUACUGAUGGUCAGCACUGUGGUUUCUGUAAUCCCAGCAGGCUGGGUUGUUCAGUGGGAGUGGUUUAGGUCAGAAAAGAACACUGUGAUCUUGUGUGUUUGUAGCAUGCAUCAGGGUCAGCUUUUCCUCACAUACCCUAGCCUAAGGCUGAAAUGACAGUAGAAUGUGUUCUCAUAGGAGCACGUACUAACUUGAAGGAACCAGGCUUGGGGAAGCGUGCAUGCCUUGGUGCUUCUGCAGUUAUGUACACUAUGCCAAAAAGGUGUGUUAUUUCUAAGAAGAUUUACUCAAACUUCUGCCUGCCACAUCUCGUUAUUCUGUCUUGUCCUGUGUGGUGCUCUGGUGUCAGGUGUUUUCCCCCACUGCCGAUACUCAGCCUGUCAUCAAGUCACUUCUUCAUCUCUCAUCUUCUCAGUAUGUGUUUCUGCAGAAGUUUAAUUGUUUGUUCUUUGUUCAGCAUCUGUUGGAUGGACAGAUCAGUUGGUUAUCUCUCCAUCUCCUCUCUGAAUUUCUGUAGAAAUACCCUUUGUUCUAUGUACACAGAACCCUCCAUGAGCUCUCUGGAGCGGGGAUUUGGAUCAGAGCAAUUGCAUAAGCUGGCGAGGCUAGCGAAACAGUCCGCGUGAAUCGGUACUGGGGUGCGUUGGGCAGCCUGUGUGCCGAGUGCUGGCAGCCAGCUCUUCCUCCUGCAAGGAAGCGGGGGAGCACAUUCAAUCCCUUGCCAGAACCCAGCCUCGUCGUUUGCAAGUGAGCUGAGGUGUCGGGUGUUUGAGGCCAGCAGCUUUCCUAAGCCCGUUAGCCAUCCUGCAGGGGCACUGCUGUGGAGAUAAUUCAGAAGAUGACACCUGUGAGGGCGUGCAUUCGAGUCUGCAGACACUCUGCUGUCACAGGUGACUGAUUGUAGGAUACCUUUUAAUCACAGCAGUGCUGGAAUUGUUUGGGCAGGUUUGGGUUGCCUGCUUUCCUGAGGUGAAGUGUGACUGUGUGACUGAUGGUAAAACAGACCUUCAUAACUUCUGUCACCAAGGUACUACUGUCAGAUAGUGCUGGGCAGCAUAUUGCUAGUUUGGUAGCACAGCCAGUUUUGGGUGUGCUCACUAACUUAAGGUUAGGUUCUGUGUGAUGAAUACAGUGAUUAUCUGUUCCACUUCAAGAAAACUAGAACAACUGCCACAUGUGACAAAUUGGGCUGGGGGAGAUAAAUGAAGUGGGGGUAUUAAAUCCUGAAGAGGGGCCUCCCUUUUUUUUUGUCAUUAAAAGUCCUGUGAAAGUGUGGCCUAGAUUAGAAGGUCAAUGUGAAGAAGGAAAGGACUCCUGCUUGAGGAGCUUCCUGUACAAUUCUUUGUACAGAAGGCUGAACAGUACUACAAUACCCAGUAAGUGUAGUAUAAUAUCCCAUAUUGUGCAAUUCCUAAUAUUCAAUAGUUCUUUUCCUGGCAGUAUUAUGAAUGGUCCAGAUUUAGUGUAUCACGCCAGUGUCAGCUGCUGUGAAAUGUGCAGCUUGUCCUAGUCCUAUCUUAAAAUAUUUGUGUUCCAGAUCCAAUAACACUUUAGGAAUUCAGGAGCUGUGCUAGGUAAUUUCACUCAUGCUCACAACCUUGAGGAUUUCAAGUACAGACACUAGCAUCCAUCUGCUAGUCACAGUAGCUGUCUGUCCACAGAAGUUUUAGGUGUGGAUCUUGUACCAUGGCGUGGAUCGCAGACUGAACGGCAGCUUUAGCAGGAAUGAAAAAAGAGGUAGUAUAGAAGAAGUAGCUUCCCUGCUCCCAUCCCAUGCCCAUUUGCUCAGGGCAAACAGGGUGCAGCUUUGUCAGCUUUUUUGGUUUGCUUCUGUUUUCUCUUCUAAGCUCUGAAUUCCUAUGGAAACAAGCAAGCCUCUCUAGAGUGCUGUAACUGGAAAUGCCUCCUUCUUAUCCAGUGGAAACACUGAUUUUUGGGGGAUCUUUGGCUGGUCAUGUUUGGGUACUCACUAAGCAGCCACAGAGAAGGGUGUGAUGGGUAGAAUUCGUGAGUUCUGUCAUUUCUUGCCAUCACUGGGGUUGGAACAUGGAGACAGACAGCAAAAAAGUGUAUGCAAGAAAGCAGAGAUGCACUCUGGUGUGGUGAUGCAGGACAGAACGUGUUGGCUGUAAGGCAAAUGCAAAUACAUCUGUCUCUGUGUAUGCCUGUGUCAGAGGGCUGUGCCCACACCGUGGCCAUGUUUAUAGCCUGGCACUAGGAACGUACAGUACUUUGCACUCUGUGCACAUCCUGAUGUCCCUCCCUCUCUCUCUCUCUCCCUCUCUCUCUCUCUCUCUCUCUGCCCUGUUCAUUAAUGUCUUUAUCUCCAAGCGUUUACAAUUUAAAAGCAGAAAACCGGGAGGCAACUGCAGGAGGCUUCAUUUUUAAUCUGUUCAGCCGUGCUGCCCGUGGGGGAGGCUCCGCUUCCCUCGGCCGGGCGUG